Astyanax mexicanus (Mexican tetra) is the source of this 3209-nucleotide messenger RNA. It is a transcript of the gene st6galnac, whose product is annotated as ST6 (alpha-N-acetyl-neuraminyl-2,3-beta-galactosyl-1,3)-N-acetylgalactosaminide alpha-2,6-sialyltransferase. The coding region runs from base 326 to 1708 and encodes 460 amino acids. The record is from RefSeq and is a predicted model, not a curated record. Lineage: Eukaryota; Metazoa; Chordata; Actinopteri; Characiformes; Acestrorhamphidae. The transcript is spliced from 10 exons. Gene Ontology annotation, molecular function: sialyltransferase activity.
UGUGUGUGUGUGUGUGAGUGUGUGCGCGUGCGCGUGUAACAAACGGUCCGCUUCCUCUCUAGACGCUGCACAAGCUCGUAUCUGACAGCAGCAGUUUCUCCUCCCGGGGGGCUCAUGGUGCCCGGUGGAGGUUGGCAACGGUACCCGGGGGAUUAAUAAAGGAACAGCAGCUCUCAGCAUCUUGUUCCUGCGCUGGUUCUGAUGCAGGAUUCUGAUUGGAUAGCUGGUCGGCCCGUGGAGUCAGAACUGCCCUCCUCAUGCCCUCGCCGGGCCGGCAGGAGUUAAGGGGUGCUGCUGACAGGACGGGGGCGAGCGCGGCGCCGAGAUGACGGGCUGUCUGGGUCACAGGAGCCUGAUGGUGGCGUUCCUGGUUCUGACUGCAGUUCUGGGUUUCUACGUUCUCUGCUUGAGUCUGGACACAAAGUGGAGUCACCAGGACCAGAACACCAUCUACAGCCACAAGAGGCCUCCGGACUCCAGAGGCGGCAGCAGCAACACGUCGGAGGAGGAUCUGCUGACCCUGAAGUUUUUAAUGAUCCAUACAGAUGAAUUUGAGCCGAGAAUAAAGAAACUAGAAUCUCAAAAAGACGCUGAUCCGGAGAUUAAAUCCAAGAGAUUAAUAAAACCUGCUAAAACCGUCACGGUACCAAACAGAACCAGCAGAACCAACACCACCAGCAGAACCAGCGCUCCCAAAGCAGCUGUGAAACCCACAGUGCCGGACUUUAUAGGAGACCGCUACGCCUCCGACCCUGUUCUGAUUCAGACUAGCUGUGCGGAGAGUAUCCGGGCGAGGGUGUCGGGGACGAAUUUCUCGGCGAGGUUUCUGGGGGACGUGCCGGUGCUGCAGUGGGCCGAUCAUUUCUCCCCGGAGGAGUACCGCCGGCUCAGCCGCUACCCAGGAGCCCACGGGUGGGGCAGUGUGGGCAUCGACGUGCUGAACGUCUCGCUGGCCGUCCUGAACACCGCGGCUAACCAGGAGAUGUUUGAUGACUGGGGGAACCGGGGGAACGGGUCGCGGUGUAUCCGCUGCGCUGUGGUCGGGAACGGAGGAAUUCUGAAAGGAUCCAAGAAGGGCGAGGAGAUCGAUCAGCACCAUUACGUCUUCAGGACGAAUGGUGCGGUUAUUAAAGGGUUUGAGGAGGACGUCGGCAGCCGCACCUCCCACUACACCUUCUCCACCAACACCUUACGCAACUCCAUGCGCAGCUACGCCGGCGCCGGCUACCACGGCCCGCCCCUCCACACGGAGACGAGGUAUGUUUUCCUGCCGGAUCACGACCGGGACUAUAUUCUGAUGAGGGCGGCGGCCACUCACACCGCGAUCCUGCAGGGCCCGGAGAAAAGCGCCGGGCCUCCUCAGUAUUUUGGAGCAAACGUGACCGUAGAGAAAUUUAAAAUGUACCAUCCGGAUUUCAUCCGCUACGUCAGAAACAGGUUCCUUCAUUCACACAUGCUGAACACCAGAUACAAGGACAUCUACAGACCUUCUACUGGAGCCGUGAUGCUGCUGGCAGCUCUUCAUACCUGUGAUGAGGUGAACGCCUACGGCUUCAUGACGUCAGACUACAACAAGUAUUCAGAUCACUACUACGACAAAACUCACCAUCCCGUACAUUUCUACGCCAACCAUGACCUGCAGCUGGAGCAGAAGCUGUGGAAGGAGCUGCACGAUGCAGGACUGAUGAAGCUGUACAUGAGAACCUGAACAUGCUGUGUCCUCGAGAGCGGACUCUACGAAAACAUCAAGAACGAACUCUGUGCCAACAUCGAGAACAGAGUCUACACCAAACGCCAACAUUGGGCACGGAGUCUACGGCAAUGUCAAGCACAGACUCUACAGCAACUUCAGGACGUGCAGUGGAAUAAGCUGUGGAAUAAAGACUAAUGCUGUAUGGCUGCUGGAGUUAGCCUAGCCUAGCCUAGCUUAAUGUUCUGUCCAAAGUGAAGGCAAUACGUCCGUUUUGUUUCUUUCUUAAACUUCAUAUUUUUAAUUUAUUGGCCUGGGAGACUGUGAACUGUGAGACUGCAGAUACUCAGGGACUGUGUUUGUGUUUUAGAAGGAAUGCAGUAACUCCCCCGUCUGCUGGGAAUACAUCCUCCCCCCCCCCCCUGGUACUGAUCACUCUGCUCACUCUUCUCACGGCGCCCGUAAACCUUAAAACCUAAAGCUUUCAGCUGUUUGUUCACUGGUAUGUAGGGAUGCACUGAAAUUCAAAUUCUAAUUAUAAAUUAUAGAUGUUAUUAGAUAUACUGUAGUUCUACUCAGGUCACUUGUGAGUAAAAUUAACACAGUUAACACAUUAACGUUAUUAUUCUAGUCCUGUACAGCUCGUAUGGUUAAAUCCUGCUACAGGAAAAAAUUCUAACAUUAAAGGAAACGCCGCUGUUCAGUGAAACACGUUGAUCUCCAAAACUUUACAGGAAUGAAGUAAAACUUUCUUUACUCUUUGUGGAAAUCGCUGUAAAGAGAGUUUGUUUCAGGUCAUUUUGGAUCAUUUCUAUUGGUCAAUUUAUUAAGAAAUUGUGACACAAGAAAGAAUUAUACAUGUGUUUUUUAUUGGGAAGCGACAAAAUACAGUCUGCUGUUCCUGACAAACUAUCUGGGGUAUUUUUACUAUAGAAUAUUUUUGCAGUUGCUUAAGUAUUCAGUGCAUCUCUACUACUGAUAUUGAGCAUUUUUAUCUGAAACAUAUUCCUGAACGGUUGAACAGAAAUCAGAAGUAUAAAUGACUGAAUCGGAGGCAGAAGGGAAGAAGGGUAUUUUGGGCUUUUGUUAUAAACCCAAAAAAUAUCUUUAUUUAAUUAGUUCCAUCUAAUCUCUCCUGUAUUGGUUGGUAGAUCUGAGCUAAAGGAGGAAAUACGGCUCUUUGACUGAAAUCAGAGAGGAAAUGCUCUGGCUGAAGUCAGGCAGCGGUUGGUGGGUUUGGGGUUUAUGGCUGUAUUUAUCGAACCCGUCCAGUAAUUCCAGACCAGUAUCAGACAGACGUCUGUAUGAAGGAGGAACAUCAGAAAGAUGUUCAGUAUAAAGAACUGUGAUACUAGAAGAAGCCUUAAUUUGAAGGUGCCUUACAGUUUAAGGGCUGAAUUUAAUCCACUUUAUUAGUGAGUGUGUGGAUUUAUAAGUGUGUGUGUGUGUAUGGUGUGUGUGUGUGUGUGUGUAUGGUGUGUGUAUGGUGUGUGUAUGGUGUGUGUGUGUGUGUGUGUGU